AGCGGAGCAGAGAGCAAAGGCGGAGGGACAGCCUCUGUGGAACUAACUCAUGAAGAACAAGGGUGCCAAGCAGAAGGUGAAACGAAAGGGAGCCGCCAGUGCCUUUGGAUGUGACCUGACGGAGUAUCUGGAAAGUUCGGGACAGGAUGUUCCAUACGUGCUGAAGAGCUGUGCUGAAUUCAUAGAGACUCACGGCAUUGUGGAUGGCAUCUAUCGGCUCUCAGGUGUCACCUCAAACAUCCAGCGGCUAAGGCAAGAGUUUGGCUCAGACCAAUGUCCAGAUCUGACAAGAGAAGUGUACCUCCAAGACAUCCACUGCGUGGGUUCCCUGUGCAAGCUCUACUUCAGGGAGCUGCCCAACCCCCUCCUGACCUACGAGCUCUAUGAGAAAUUCACGGAAGCAGUGUCUCGUUGCCCGGAAGAGGACCAGCUGGCCCGAAUCCAGAAUGUCAUCCAGGAGCUCCCCCCACCGCAUUAUAGGACCUUGGAAUACCUGAUACGACACCUGGCCCACAUUGCUUCAUUCAGCAGCAAAACCAACAUGCAUGCCCGGAACCUGGCCCUGGUGUGGGCCCCAAACCUCCUCAGGUGUAAAAAAAUCGAAGCCACUAUAUGCAAUGGAGACGCAGCCUUUUUGGCAGUACGGGUCCAGCAGGUGGUGAUUGAGUUCAUACUGAAUCAUGCCGAUCAAAUCUUCAGCGGCGGUGCUCCAGGGGCUCCGCAGCAAGAUGAUAGCCGUAUCCUCUCGAAGAGCCUGACCUUGCCAGCCCUGUCCCUGCCCAUGAAGUUGGUAAGCCUGGAGGAGGCUCAGGCCCGAAACCUGGCGACAAAUCACCCUGCACGAAAGGAAAGACGAGAGAACAGCCUGCCGGAGAUCGUCCCUCCCAUGGGCACUCUCUUCCACACGGUCCUUGAGUUACCAGACAGCAAGAGAAAGCUUUCCAGUAAAUCAAAGAAGUGGAAAUCAAUAUUUAACCUGGGGCGUUCUGGAUCGGACUCGAAAUCCAAGCUGAGCAGAAACGGGAGUGUGUUUGUGAGAGGACAGAGGCUUUCAGUGGAGAAGGCGACCAUCCGACCAGCCAAAAGCAUGGACUCCCUGUGCUCAGUGCCCGUGGAAGGGCAAGAAAGCAAAGGAAAUUUCAAUCGAACAGUCACCACUGGUGGAUUUUUCAUUCCAGCCACAAAAAUGCACGCGAGCAGCGCCGGCAGCUCCUGUGACCUCAGCAAGGAGGGUGAAUGGGGUCAUGAGGGGAUGCCUGCCGGGGCUGAGGGGGGCUGCGAGGUGGGCGGUCAGAUCCGGCCCCUGCCGGAGCAGCUGAAGGUGUUCCGCCCCAUCGGAGACCCUGAAAGCGAGCAGUCCGCCCCGAAGCUUCUGGGGAUGUUCUACACUUCCAGCGACAGCCCGGGCAAAUCCGUCUUCACCAGCAGCCUGUUCCAGAUGGAGCCCUCACCGCGCCACCAGCGAAAGGCUCUCAACAUCUCAGAACCCUUCGCCGUGUCUGUGCCACUCCGUGUGUCCGCGGUCAUCAGUACCAACAGCACCCCGUGCAGAACACCGCCCAAAGAGCUGCAGUCUCUCUCCAGCCUAGAAGAGUUUUCUUUUCAAGGUUCAGAGAGCGGAGGAUGGCCAGAAGAAGAGAAGCCCUUGGGAGCUGAGCCUUUUCCAGCUUCUGUUGCUAAGAAGGCAGCUGCCGAGGACACCAAGCCAGAACCCGAAGCAGAGUGUAGCCAAGGCCCUCCCCUGGACCCAGGUACCCAAGUGGAGAAGAAAACCUUGGAUAUAUCCCUGGGCUCUCAACUUUCAAGGGAGCCAGAGAAGAGGCCAAAUGCAGAGAGAGUGGUGGAGGAGAGGCAGGGAGCUGGCCAGCUGAAGCCAGCCGCUCCACAGGAGAGCCUCGGGGCCAGGACUGAAGCGGCGCUUCUCCAUGAGACGGAUGAAGACGACCUAGCUCAGGCCCUGAUCUGGCCCGAGAUUCAACAGGAACUGAAAAUCAUCGAAUCAGAGGAGGAGCUCUCGUCGUUGCCACCUCCUGCUCAGAAAACAAGCCCAAUUACUGAGUCAAGGCCAGCCAGAUUUCCCUUCCCAGAGGCCCCUGGGAGCUCAUCUGGCAGCUCUACACCUCUGGAGGGAUGGACUAGGGACUCAGCCAAUCAGAGCACACAGGAGGCUGCCAUCCUUACCAACAGAGAAAACCUGGAGCCAGCCUGCAUGCCCCCUAGAUCAGAGUCUGAGCAGGGGCUCAGGCCAGACCCAGCCAGUCUAGCCCCUCUGGAAAUAAUUCUGUUUGAGAAGGUGUCUUCUCCAGCUAGGAUAGAGAUAGGAGGCUCAAGAAAUCUCUCUCCCCCACUCCCUCCUGCUCCUCCUCCUCCAACUCCACUGGAGGAGGAGCCUCGGGUCUUGCUGUCAAAGGAAGGUCCUGACAGAGAAGAUGCAUCCAGGAAUUCCAGGACAGAACCCUACACAGAGCAUUCAAAACCCAAACCCAGCCCUGACAUCCCUAGCCUCUGUCAGAGAGAGGCCACUGCAAGCCCAGGUGAGAAGCAGAAUGCAAGGCAUGCUGUUCCUGAGAGCAAAGGCCCUGCUCUUUCAAGCCCAACAAAGGAGGUUGAGGUCACCCCACAAGAAGAGGGAGAUGCUCCCCAUUCAGUGCAAGAGCCUUCAGACUGUGACGAAGAUGACACUGUGACAGACACUGCUCAGCAUGGCCUGGAGAUGGUAGAACCUUGGGAGGAGCCCCAGUGGGUGACCAGUCCCCUUCAUUCUCCCACCCUGAAAGAAGUCCAGGAGUCCCAGGUGCAUGGCUCUCAGGGCCACCGAUUAGAAAGGAGACUUCGCCACCGGCCCAGCCUUCGCCAGAGCCAUUCUCUAGAUAGCAAAACCAUUGAUAAGAGCCAGUGGACUCCGGAGGUUCCCUUCUCCAGCAGUUGUGCUAAUCUUGAAACAGAGAGGAGUUAUGAGACUCUGCAGUCCCCAGAAGCCAGGAUCAAGAUUGCCGGAUGGGAGGAGAAAGCCCUAAAAGCCUUCAGAGAGUUCUCUGGUCUGAAAGGGUUAGAGACUCUUCCCAGCCAAAAGGGGCCAUCUGGUAUACCCCCCAAACCAGUAGAAACCGACUUCAUCAGCCUGGCAGAGGAAAAGGAGCAAGGACCACAACUGGGACUCAGCAACCCCCAGAUGAAACACAGCGAUGCUCCCGGGCCAGACACCAGCAAGGAGAGUUCACCUAGGGUUCAAGACAGCGUCUCACCAGAGGAGCCACCCCUAAAGUUACAGCUUAAGAGCACUGAGUGUGGGCCCUCAAAGGGGAAACACAGGCCUUCCUCCCUUAACUUGGACUCUGCCACUCCCAUCGCUGACCUUUUCCGACUUGAGAAUGGGGCUUCCUUCAGUUCACCUGGAAUAGAGCUCUCUGAACUGGGAGACACCAAGGUCACCUGGAUGACCUCCUCUCCCUGUAAAGCAGCCCCCUGGAAUGCCCAGGACACCCAGGACCUGGACAUUGUUGCCCAUGCCCUUACAGGCCGCCGGAACUCAGCUCCAGUGAGUGUGUCAGCUGUGAGAACCUCUUUCAUGGUCAAAAUGUGUCAGGCCAAGGCAGUUCCUGUCAUCCCACCCAAGAUUCAGUACACACAGAUUCCACAGCCACUGCCCUCCCAGAGCACAGGGGAAGGAGGGGUGCAGCCUCUGGAGAGGACCCAGGAAGAACCUGGUUCAACCACAGAGACCCCUCAGAAACCCACCAAAGAUGAUUCUCCCUCCUCCUUGGAAAACCCAGAGGAAGAGCAACCAAAGCAAGAGCCGGUAGCCUUUGUAUCCCAGAGGAAGGACGGCACUACAUCGUGCACAUGUGAGGGGUCCCUCUGCUCUCCAGAACCAGGUCCAACCACUCCGCUCUCCACACAGGAUGCCGUGGUGCAGUGCAGGAAAUGCACAUCAGAGACAGAACCAUCAGGAGACAACCUUCUCUCUUCAAAACUGGAGCGAGCAUCUGGGGGCCCUAAACCUUUCCACAGGUCAAGGCCAGGAAGACCUCAGAGCUUAAUCUUAUUCCCUAUCAUGGACCACCUACCCUCUGCAUCCACAGUGAUAGAUUCCAAGGUCCUGCUGUCCCCUAUCAGAAGCCCCACUCAGACAGUUUCCCCUGGCCUUCUCUGUGGGGAGUUGGCAGAAAACACGUGGGUCACACCAGAAGGGGUUACGCUUAGGAACAAAAUGACCAUCCCUAAGAAUGGCCAAAGACUUGAGACUUCAACCAGCUGUUUUUACCAGCCCCAGAGGAGAUCCGUGAUUCUGGAUGGAAGAAGCGGGAGGCAAAUAGAAUGAGACCAGUUGACCUGCUGAUGUCUGCAAAUGUGUCAGGCUCAUCUGGAAGUUGCAGGGUCAACUGGCCAUUUUCCGGGCACAAGCUAUGUAAAUUCGAGCUUAUUUUGGCCUCUGACCACCCCCCCCCCUCCCCUUGCCUCCUCUUUGUCUUUGACCAUGUAUGAGUCCAUUUGUCAGAAGAGUGGUCAAGACAAGGAACCAAAAAGUGAGACUUAAGUAGGUCCACAUGAGCAAGUGGGGAAGGCUAGGCAAGGGAAGAAGACGCAAUGCUUGCCUCCGGUGGAAAUUGGGGCUCCUCUGCGAGGCAAAUUAUUCCUCCAUUACUGUUAUCUGUUACAGUCAUGAGCUGGCUGUGAUAGUAUCCCUGAAAGAAAGAAAGAUGUCUUGCCUGAGUCAGAACAAUCUUCCUGUUGCGAUUGACGGCUUCCUCGUGCUUUUUUAAUGCUCUUUAAAACAUGUGUUCUUUUAGACCAAGUUUCUAAUGAGCUUUGUAAAGUGCAUUGCCCCCAAUAGAAGCAGAUCUGAAAAUGCAAACUAACAUGCACGUAAGGUAUCCAGGUGGAGGAACUUCCUUGUGCUCAUU
This is a messenger RNA of Acomys russatus (golden spiny mouse), 4904 nucleotides long. RefSeq names its product Rho GTPase activating protein 31 (gene Arhgap31). Gene Ontology annotation, biological process: small GTPase-mediated signal transduction. Gene Ontology annotation, molecular function: GTPase activator activity. NCBI's taxonomy places the organism in Eukaryota, Metazoa, Chordata, Mammalia, Rodentia, Muridae. The record is from RefSeq and is a predicted model, not a curated record.